Molecule: messenger RNA, 1536 nt
Organism: Diaporthe citri
Lineage: Eukaryota; Fungi; Ascomycota; Sordariomycetes; Diaporthales; Diaporthaceae
Exons: 5
Coding region: 1-1536 (511 amino acids)
Biological process (GO): mRNA cis splicing, via spliceosome
Cellular component (GO): precatalytic spliceosome
Molecular function (GO): RNA binding
Source: RefSeq, a predicted model, not a curated record
AUGGCAGCGCCGCCCCCACCUCCGAAGGGCGGCGGUCUGUCGCUUUACGCCAACCUGCUCAACCCGAAGGCCGACGCCCAAGCCACCGUAUCCGGUGCGCCGGUAGUUUAUGACAAUGCGAAGAAGGAGGACGCUGCUGUCAAGAAGGAGAUCAAUCAAACCUUGCGAUUUCAGCCAAUACGUCGACCACAAAUACCUCAGAAGAAAGUGGCCAAACCGGCUUUUCCCAAAUCCAUACCGCCAUCAUCCACAGCCCCAGAUAAAGCAAAAUCAAACGACGGCAAUGUCACCAGGGACGCGACCGCGACGCCGCCACCUACCCAGGGAGGGCCUCCUGCCCAGCGCAGCACGCUCGCCGACUGGGCCGCGACCGAGGAGGACGAGUACAUGUACGGCACCGCAGCCACCGAGAAGCGGCAGCGCGGCGGGCGCAAGGCCAAGAAGAAGAAGCAGCAGAAGCAAGGGGACAGCCAGCGCCAGGAGACGGACUGGGACGAGAUCUACGACCCUUCGCGGCCGACAAACGUGGACGAGUACAUGAGGAGCGACGAGCGCAUACGGGAGGUGCAGGAGUGGAAGGCCGUGCUGUAUGCCCACCGUAGGAGGAGGAGAGGGAGCUCCGACAGUGACGAGGACUCGGACGCCGAUGAGAGGCCUGCCAUGGGUAAUCAAUUCGCUCCUCCGGGAGACUACUCCUUUGCACCGCCGCCCAUGUCACCUUCUCGCGCUUCACCAGCUGCUGCCGCUCCCGUGCCAGACGACGCAACAGGUGACGAUGCCUACGCCCGCCGCCUCGCGUUGUCAGGCAUGGCUCCUCCUCCACCACCAUCACCACCACAAGAUGCCGCGACCAUCUCUCGCGGACCCGUCCGCUAUGAAGCCCCUCCUCAGCCAUCCACGCAACAGCAAAGAGACGAUGAUGACGACGACAUGGACGUAGAUAACAUCGACCUCCCGCCCACCGGCCUAGGGGCAGCCAACAACAACACCACCUCCGACCAGCCCAUGUCCGACGCCGAAGCCGCGGGCGACACGUCACGCUCAAGCCGGCCCGGGCAGAAGGGCUUCGCCCAGCGCCUCAUGUCCAAGUCAAGGUGGAAGCGGCGCAAGCGGCCGGACGCCGAGGGCGGCGGCUACGCGGACCCGGCAAACCGGGCACGUAUCAUCGGCGGCAAGACGGCGGCCCCGGCCAAGGGCUCAGACUCAGGCCACGCCGCCGAGGGGGACAACGCGAGCAAGUUCGGCGCCAUGUCCGAGGUGAUCGUGCUGCAGAACAUGCUCGAGAACAUGCCGAGCCUGCAGGAGGAGGUCGAGGACGGGCUGGGGCAGGAGAUCGGCGAGGAGUGCGGCGACAAGUACGGGCGCGUCGAGAGGCUGUACAUCGACGUCGCGGGCCGGCAGGUCUUUAUCAAGUUCACCGACCAGGUGUCCGCGCUGAGGGCAGUCAACGCGCUCGAGGGCCGCGUCUUUAACGGGAACGCCAUCGCCGCGCGCUUCUGGGACACCGAGAAAUUUGAGAAGGGGGAGUACAGUUAG